AUGGAAAUUCACGAAUAACCGAUCAUAAAUUUGUUGUCUUUCUUACACUUGUAAAAUCCAAUAGGUGGUUAUUGUAAGAAUAAAUUUUGAUUUAGUCUUAUGUGCAAAUGUUCCGGAUACAAUAUUUUAUGAGAAUUCAAUUCCAAAGUAAUGGUUUUUCAGUAAGAAAGCUUAGGUGAGAAUGAAAUCAAGAAUGAAAUUGGAUGAUAAUUACAUUCGUUGUUAUUUUUAAGAAUUAAAUUAAGAGAUAGUGGCAAUAUGGAGAACAAAAUAAGAAUUAUAAGUUUUUAAUAAGGAGAGAUUAACUAAGUUCUUUUAGGAAGAAGGUUAAAAAGAUGGGAUUUUAUAAAGAUUUAUAUAUCCAAAAGGGAAUAAGAAUUCUACAAUAAUUAUUUAAUGGAGUUAGAAUUAAACAUUAUUUGAAAAGUUUGAGAGUAAUUUUAUGCUUGAUGAUAAAUCGAUUGAUAUUUAUUAGAGAGCUUUAACUCAUGAAAGAGAUGGAACUCUUGCUUAAUAAAUUAAUAGUAAAUCUUUAACAGAAAGACUUGAACAUUUUACAGCAGCAAUAGCAACACAUGGUAAUGAUUUAAUGAAAUGGAAAUCUAAAAUUAUAAGAAUGACACUAGAGAUUAAAAUAGAUAAUGCUGGUUAAAUAUGGCUUAAUAAUUGUGUUCAUAUUAAAUGGUCUACUUAGGAACAAGUCAAUAUGAAAUCUCUUAGUCUUCCAUCCUUUAUUGAUUAAGAAAAAUUAAUACUUAAAUAACAUAAGAAUAUUCUCAAAGAUAGUCAAUGUGAAAUGUGUGAUACAUUGUUUCAUAAAAAUGAUUUAAUGAAAACAUAUAUCAAAAAUAUAAUUGAAAGUUGGAAUUUUGAUCAUAUGGGUGAUAAUGACAAAUUGUUAGUAACAAAAAAAUAGGAAAUUCUUCUUAGAAAAAAAACAAUGGCUGAAAAAUUGGAUGUAAAAUAAGACAUAGAAUUAAGGUAGGUUAAUUAAAAUUAUUUGAUACCUUCUUUGAUUCGAAAGAUUUUUCCAAAAUUAAAAUAUGCUCAAUAUUAAGAAUUAUUAGGGAAUCCAGGAUUUUUGGAAAUGGAAUUUAAUGUUUGUUAUAACUGUCAUAUUUAAAUAGAUAAAGGAGUAAAUGUUUCUUAAGAUCUAAGUAAAUUAGCAAAACAAGAAAUGUUAUGUCCUGCAACCUAUAGAGGAAUUCAAAGGUUAAGACCUGAAAUAUUAAAGGAACGCUUAAUUGUAUAAAUUAUAUUAAUAUUAAUAGACAACAAGAAGAGAGAUAUUAAGAAAGAUAGCUAAUCAUGGUCAUAGAAAUGAAUAGAUGAAUGAAAGAAUUCCUUAAGUAUCAACAAGAAUAUUUAACUCAACAAAUUCAAGUAGAAUUGUGGGUAUCUCACCUAUAAAAAGUAUGAUCACUUCUAUAUUACCAAAAUAUUCUAUGAUAACUUUAGAUACAAAGAUUAAUAACAAGAAUGCUACAACAAGAACACAUUCUAGAAGAGUAAGUGAUUUGAAAUGA
Messenger RNA from Paramecium sonneborni, 1526 nucleotides. Lineage: Eukaryota; Ciliophora; Oligohymenophorea; Peniculida; Parameciidae. The record is from the annotation of a GenBank genome assembly.